AUGAUUCUAAAACUUGUAGUAAAUGCAGAAGGUGGUAAAGUAGGGACAAUGCAGCCAUGGAUGGCAUUAGGUGCUUCAUUGGUGGCAAAAGUUGUCGAUUACACGGUGGCUCCACUCGGCCAUCAACUAAGAUAUCUCUAUCAGUAUAAGAAAAAUGCAGACAAUCUGAGAAAGCAAGCUGAAUGGUUGCAAUGCACGACAGAUGAUGUCCAACAACUGGUGAACAAAGCCAAAAGAAACACCAGAGAAAUCAAAAGCACAGUUGAAAGUUGGUUACCAGAGGUAGACACAAUCACUGCUGAGAUCAAAUCAUGGGAUGAUGAACCGAAUUUGAGCAAAAUGCGGUUACCUCGUCUGGUCUCACGGUAUAAGCAGAGCAAGAUGGCAGCUAAGAAAAUUGUGACCAUCCAAGAACUUCUUGGUAGAACUCCCAAGGAAGAUGUAUCCAUCUUGCAGGCCCCUCCUUUGAAUAUACCAUUCAUUUCUGACCUACAAAAACCCAAAGAGUACCACAUUAUUGAGAUGGGGGCAAGUAGUUCAUCUGCUGUGGAUCAAAAUGUCAGUACAAAUGGUGCUUUGCUAACAAUGGAUCCAAUUAUUUCUAAUCAGCUAAGAAAAAAUGUAGCAAACAUUAUUCACCAGCAAAGAGAAGCAGUGCAUCAGAUCAUUGAGGAAUUGCACGACGAUCGCUAUGAGGCUAUAGGGAUCUAUGGCAUGGGGGGCAUCGGCAAGACUACUCUUGCCAAGGAAGUAGGGAAAGUGGCUAGAGACUGUGGAGUUGUUAAAGAAGUCAUAAUGGUGGUUGUUUCCCAAGAGCCAAACACAAGAGAGAUCCAGGGUCAAAUUGCGGAUAGGUUUGGUCUCAGACUUAAGGAGUAA
Molecule: messenger RNA, 879 nt
Organism: Lycium ferocissimum
Lineage: Eukaryota; Viridiplantae; Streptophyta; Magnoliopsida; Solanales; Solanaceae
Product: disease resistance protein SUMM2-like
Exons: 2
Coding region: 1-879 (292 amino acids)
Molecular function (GO): ADP binding
Source: RefSeq, a predicted model, not a curated record